CUGACACGAAUGGCCUAUACUUUGUCUGGGGCUGAUUAUCAAUGUCUUCAUGGAAGCUUUGCCAAGCCGACAACGCUAGUCUUACCGACUUAGAGCUUUGUUCUGCAGACAGUCACAAAGCGACGAAGAGGAGACGCGGAAGGACGUCAGUGGCCACCGUCAAAGAUGUUGGCUGUUUGGUUCGUCCUGGUGGCUGCCGCCCUUGCGACAGGGUUUCCAUCCCCCGACAUCCCCACCGGCCACUCGCCCCGAGGCAGGCCAGCCACGCCACUGUUUGACCGCAGCCACCCCGGCCGGCUCACCUUAGUGGACCCGCUGAGGCCACGCUCCCUCCGAAAGCACCGAGAGAGGGAUGUCACUACUGUUAGGGACGACGCCGAUCCCGGAAGGCUGCCUGUCAGCCUGCUGCCAACAUUUUACAGUUUGACUUUGACCCCGCAUCUGUCUGGCACCUUCACCUUCGACGGCAAGGCCACUAUCUCCUUCAACGCUGUCAGCGCCACUAGCAAGAUUAUCCUUCACUCCAAAGAACUAACGUACACCAAAGAUGACUGCAAGGUGUACCAAGAGUCUGAUGAUGGAACUCGGACAGAGUUCGCCAGCAUCACUGAUCUCCAAUUCGACACAACACUGGAGUUCGCCACGUUCACUCUGGACAAGUCACUGGAAGCGGGUUCGCGGUACAUUCUAGACAUCACGAAGUAUACCGGCAGUCUGAACGACGACAUGGACGGUUUCUACCGCUCCUCUUAUAAAACCAGCAGUGGUGAAACCAGAUGGCUCGCUACGACACAGUUCGAGCCUACGGGGGCCCGACGCGCGUUCCCCUGUUGGGAUGAGCCCAGCUUCAAGGCUCGCUACGACAUCUUUAUAGAGCACGACCCAGCAUUGAUGGCAAUCUCCAACAUGCCCCGCCAAAGUCGAGCCGACUCUGACAACGGCCAGGUGGUCGAUAGGUUCAUGACCACUCCGAUCAUGUCCUCCUAUUUGGUCGCCUUCAUCGUCUCGGACUUCAAGAGCCUCUCGAACAGCGACAACACCUUCACGACGUGGGCGCGCGAAGACAUCAUUGCCGGCGGCAGCCUCAGCCAGGACGUUGGCCCCAAGGCCCUGAAGAUCCUGGAGGAGUUCAACGGGGUGCCGUACACGCUGACCAAGAUGGACCAAGCGGCCAUCCCAGACUUCUCUGCCGGCGCUAUGGAAAACUGGGGUCUUGUGACCUACCGGGAGCCAGAUCUGAUCGUGACCGCUGACACUACCACUCCCUCGUACGAAAACAUCGCAACCGUCAUUUGCCACGAGUUCGGACACCAGUGGACCGGAGACCUGGUUACUCUUGACUGGUGGUCGCACACCUGGCUCAACGAGGGAUUCGCCACCUUCUACGAGAACAUGAUCUGCAACCAGAUCAGACCGGAAUGGAACCUGGAAGACAAAAUGCUGCCCACAUUUUACCACGUCGCGAUGGAGAGCGACGUGAGGGAGACCCAGGUCCCCAUGAGCAGCCCUGUCAGGAGCGAUGCCCAAGACAUCAACGACCAUUUCGGCGUCAUAUCCUACGACAAGGGUGGCUCUGUUCUGCGAAUGUUAUACUACGCUCUCACCCCGGACGUAUUCAAAAAGGGCAUGAAGCGAUAUCUGUCAGACAACAUGUACAGCACCGCGAACCCCGAGAAGCUGUUCACCGCGAUGGACGCGGAGGCGACCCUCAGCAACCUGCACCAGCUGCCCGGCGGCACCUCGUUCUCCGAGGUGGCCUCCACGUGGACGGAGCAGCCCGGCGUGCCCGUGCUGCAGGCCACCCGGGACUACUCGAAACCCGGCGAGGUCCGCUUCGAGCAGCAGCGCUUCCUGUACGCGCCGCCCAAGAAUGCUUCCAACGUGGGCCAGAAGUGGUGGAUCCCCUUGGUCGUCACGACGCAGACCCAGAAGGACUUCAGCACCACGCUGCCGCAGGGGUGGCUCGGCCCGGACAUGCCCUACGCGGCCCUCUUCACCGACGCGACCGCUGAACAGUGGGUUUACGUCAACCCAAUGCAGACCGGUUACUUCCGCGUCAAUUACGACGCCAAGAACUGGCAGUUGCUGGCCGCUGCCCUGUCCGCCGACCCCGCCGCCCUCCCCGCCUCCGGGCGCGCCCAGCUGCUCAACGACGCCCUGACCCUGGCGCGCGCCGGCCAGCUCGACUACACGCUGGCCCUGCCCUUCCUGCAGAGCCUCAAGGCGGAGCGCGGCGUGGCGCCGUGGCAGGCCGCCACCGCCGCCAUCAAGUACCUCCUCGCCAGGCUGGACACGACCGAAGCCAACGACAGCUUCUUGUCUCUGAUCAAGGACAUCACUGCAGACGCCUAUGCCGCAGUGGGCUACCGAAAGAAAGACUCCGAGGCACACGAAGAUGCCUACCUGCGAUACGUUGUGACCAGCCUGGCAUGCCUCGCUGGCAACACCGACUGCCUCUCGGAAGCUGGCGCAGCACUCAAAGCCUGGCUGACGGACGCCAGCCGCAACCCGCUAGAGGUAGACACCAAGUCCACCACGCUGUGCUACGGCGUCCGCGGCUCAGACGCCACCACUUUCGAGAACAUGAGGCAGAAGUGGCUUGCAGAGACGGACGCGAACCUCCGGUACACCUAUGCCUCAGCCCUGGGCUGCAGUGCGGACAAGUCGCUGCUCCAAAGCCUAAUGGCGGAUGCUAUCUCCAUGAAAUACAACUCCAAAGACGGGAUCAUGUUAUUUAAUGCCUUCUACGACCAUUUGGACAACCAUGGGGUCAUUCUCCAGUUUGUUGAAGAGAAUGCUGAUGCCAUCCGUAAAGCGUACGGAAAUUAUUUCGACGUGCAGGUUCUGGAUGGUCUUAUCCGUGACAUCAGGGCUAGGAGUGAAUUCAAUGAGGUGCGGUCUUGGUCGGAGGCCAAGUACAAGGGCAGUCCUGAAUGGACGACGCUCCAGGCCUCUUUCCAGUCCGCCGAAACGGAGCUGCAGUCGUGGGCCGACAAGUACCUCUUGAAAGUGUCCUUGUGGCUUUACGCAGCCAACAUUCCCCCAUGCCCCACCCCCACGUCCCCCCCGACGAUGUCCUCCACUCUUGCCCCAAACAACCCCACCCAAGCUCCAGCCAACCCCACUACUCCCCAAACCUCCACCAGCAAACCCUCUGCGGCCUCCACGACAGCCAGCGCUUCAGUCCUCCUCGCUCUGGUUCUACUUCGUGUUCUAUUUAACGUACCUUCGCCCAAUUAAAUGCAGGGAUGAACUGUG
Messenger RNA from Thrips palmi, 3258 nucleotides. Its product is annotated as aminopeptidase N-like. The transcript is spliced from 15 exons. Gene Ontology annotation, cellular component: cytoplasm. Gene Ontology annotation, molecular function: metalloaminopeptidase activity; peptide binding; zinc ion binding. NCBI's taxonomy places the organism in Eukaryota, Metazoa, Arthropoda, Insecta, Thysanoptera, Thripidae. The record is from RefSeq and is a predicted model, not a curated record. Bases 166 to 3240 code for a protein of 1024 amino acids. Gene Ontology annotation, biological process: peptide catabolic process; proteolysis.